AACUCCGUAAGGUACAACAACAACUGGUCGAAUGUUCUCGGGGUAUCUAUUAACAAUCCCUAAAAUACACUGUGUCCCGCCCGUCACACUGAUCUGUUGUAAGCUGAUCCUACUGUCGGACUUUGACACUUCAACAAUCAGCUGGUACUAAUCCAAAUCAAUUAAUCAUCGAUUCCGUUCAUGAUUAUCUACGACAAAUAUGGACAUAAUGUUAUCACAAAGUACGUAAUGUAUAUAUAUAUACACACUAACCCAUGUAUGAAUGAGAGAUGAGUAAUUUUCCUGUGGGUUACCACAUACAUUAAUGUAGGUAUGAUUCCAUUGGAAAAGCCCAUGCUUGACAAAAAAAGGAGUGAACUCAUUGAUAGACUGUAUUCCCCACACUAACCGUGAAAAUAUAGUAACAGAUUUCAUAUACCAGCGAUAUAUAAUAUACGUAAUAUCUAAUACCAGCGAUAUAUAAUAUACGUAAUAUCUAAUACCAGCGAUAUAUAAUAUACGUAAUAUCUACAAGAUCAUUUGAUGAAAUUUAGUGUUCCAGGAUGCCUGAAUAUACUGUUAAAGGUGAAACGUCACUGAUGUAUCCAAUGAGAGAUGAAGUUAGUAGAGGAUGUGCGACAUUAAAAGAUGGAUCAACACCUCGUCAGAGUAUCGACUGUCUGUUACUGAAAACGGAUGUCCAAUACUGGCGGAGAGGUAUACUGGAGAUGUUACCGAGACAAACCAAGGGAGGCAAUCAUAAACAACUACUUACUUUCCUGAUUUCAAACGUGACAAAUGCUAUACAUGCUCGAAAAAUUGGACCAAAAAUGUUAGUUACAAUAAACUAUCAAGACGCACCAAGUGACCUGGACCUUGUUAACUGGAGAAGAAUCAUGAUAGGUCUAAAUUUGGUGUUGGAGGAGCCGGAUACUAACCGUAAUAUACAAUCUAUCGGUGUUAGUGUGGCCAGCAAUACAGACGUCACCAGUCUUAAUGGUUUUCUGGAAGUAUUGUGUUUCUUAAAAGAGCUAUCCUGGGAUGUUGUAGAAUUCAUCAUCAGUCUCAGAAAAAUUGACGCGUCUGCAUUAUAUGAAACGCUGUCCGAUACGUCCAAUGGAUUUUCUGUACCGGAUUGUUUCUAUGGAACAGUGAUAGAAUUGUAUGAACGCAAUAUGUCUGUCAUGAGGACUUUGGGAUUCUACAGGAGAUCACCAGAGGAACACAUUACGUGGACCCAACCAGAACGAGGUUCUAUACCAGCUAUGAUGGGCGCUAUCCAAGGGUUAUGUAAACCUCUAUCUGGUGUUCAAGAGAGUUGUGGACAGUGAUGUCAAAUUAGUCAUUUCUAUUUCCUCAUUAUAAGCGUGACACGUGUUCCUCAUCAGAUUAAAACAUCAUCGAUAGAUGUUUCCGGACCACUUUGGAUUGCAAUACAUAGUUUCCUGUUAUAAAAUUUACACAAGGAACAGCUGACAUGUUUUUAAACUAAACAUCGCGAAAACUUUCUCUAAUCAUUGCUUUAUUUUUAUCUUUUUUUUUUUUUUUUUUUUUACAAAUUUAUUAGUUUUGAAGUAUUUCCUUGAAAUAUGUGUGUAUAAUUCCUUAGCGAAUCUCCGUCCGAUUAUCUAUAUACAUGUAUGUUUACUGAGUUAUAUAACGGGAUAUGUGCAAUAAAUAUGUUUUUCCUUUAAAUUCUGCUUUUGUUUCGGACUCUCGUCAGAGAAGGUAAUGGUAAAUCGUGAUGUAUGUCGAUGAUGCCGUAUACUUUAUUCGAAACAAAACCAAUUGGGUGGGCUUUGUUUACAGCUCAACCGGAUGGAAACCAAUCGUAUGAUCUGUAAGACGCGUACAAAACUGACACACGAGUGAAUAGUACAUUUAUUUUUUUUAUAUGCCACGUAAUGAAUAUAAUAAAUGAGUCGUACAGUGGUUUCGUCAUACGAAGACUCGUCAGUGGUGCCAGGAACACUAUACAGGUGUUCGUCCUACUAGUUAGGACUCGUCAAUAGUGCUAAGGACAUCAUACAGCUGUUCGUCUUUCUAGUUAGGACACGUCAACUGUGAUAGGGACAUCAUACAGCUGUUCGUCUUUCUAGUUAGGACACGUCAACUGUGAUAGGGACAUCAUACAGCUGUUCGUCUUUCUAGUUAGGACUCGUCGAUGGUGAUAGGGACAUCAUACAGCUGUUCGUCUUUCUAGUUAUGACUCGUCAAUGGUGAUAGGGACAUCAUACAGCUGUUCGUCUUUCUAGUUAGGACUCGUCAAUGGUGAUAGGGACAUCAUACAGCUGUUCGUCUUUCUAGCUAGGACUCGUCAACGGUGAUAGGGACAGAGCAGUUUGUCCUUCUACCUGGGACUAAUCAGUGGUGCUAGGGGACGAACGCAAUAGGGUUUCAGCCUGUAUUGAAAACCGUACAAUAUAUUUGACUUACAUGUCUAUUAUUAUUUAAGUAAUAAACAACUACGGUUGACUGUGUAUAUCUAUGAAACAUAAGAACUUAUAUUAUGGAAUUGUUGAAGGAUAUGAUAAUGAUUAUAUGACGUAAUCCUCAUGUUUAAAUGGAUUGUUUAAGGAAUUCAAAAAGCAUAUUAUUAAAUGUGUGUUAUUAUUGAAA
Messenger RNA from Pecten maximus, 2598 nucleotides. RefSeq lists its product as uncharacterized. Lineage: Eukaryota; Metazoa; Mollusca; Bivalvia; Pectinida; Pectinidae. The record is from RefSeq and is a predicted model, not a curated record. The coding region runs from base 543 to 1310 and encodes 255 amino acids. The transcript has 6 exons.